UUCACAGAUAUUGAUGAGUGUAAACUUGAUAACAUGCCAUGUACCCAGGGGUGUAACAAUACUGAAGGAUACUUUAAUUGUUACUGUUACCCUGGCUACAUGAUGGAGUCCGACACGGUUUCUUGUAAAGGUAUCUGUUGCUUUACAUUGAGCUCUCCUGAGUUAUUUUAAUUUAUGUACAAUUUAACUCCUUAGUAAAAUGUCCAUCUUUAGGCCUUCUGGUGUUAUUGGGGAGGAAAAUUUAAUCUUUUCUGGAUUCAGACAUUUUUAUGAGUUAUUUUACAGAUUCACUAAAAAUUUACUCAUCACAAGCCUAGUUAGUAAGAUUUUAUGUUUGUUUUGUUAGGCUAAGCAGUUAAGAUUAUAUGUUAUAUAAUUUUGCAUUUCAGCUUGUGAAGUUCCCUUUUAUGGAGAUAAUUGCAAACAAACCUGUGACUGUAAUGGUAGAGGAUCAUGUAACACAGUGAAAGGAUGUGUUUGUGAUGUGAACUGGACAGGGGUCAACUGUGACAUAGAUGUUGAUGAAUGUGCCUUACCAGAUGCCUGUCCUGAAGGGCAACUUUGUGAGAACACAAAUGGAUCAUUUACUUGUUCUUGUCCAAUAGGCUAUAUCAUGGAAGGAGGUUUCUGCAAAGGUGUGUAGCUUUGACAGCAAUUUAUUUUAUAAGUAAAUUUUAAGAAUAUUUAUUUUCACAGUGAAAAUUAAAAAUAAUUAAUUUAAGAGUUUUUUUAAGAAUGUAUAACUAUUGUUUUCAAUAUUUUAUUCAACACAAUAAUUUCUUUACCUAACUGUUUGUUUAGUUCAAACUACUAAAUUUACAAUAUUUUUACUUAAUGUGAAUGAUUUAUUGAUAUAUAUAAAUGAUGCAAUCAAAGUAUCCAUAUGAAACAAACAAUGUGUAAGACGCAUCAAUUUUGACAAAGAACAUAACAGCAGUCUUUUAUUAGUCCUAUUAUUAUAAAAAUUUCAUUAUUACAUAUUAAAUAGUCUUCAAUUUUGAAACUGCUUGUUUGCAUAAAUCUCUGUAGAUGUUGAUGAGUGUUUUAGCCUUCUAACCAAUGGGACAUGUAACUUACAAACAGAAGUUUGUAUCAACACAGUUGGUAGUUACAGGUGUGAGUGUAAACAUGGCUAU
Messenger RNA from Lymnaea stagnalis (great pond snail), 1136 nucleotides. NCBI's taxonomy places the organism in Eukaryota, Metazoa, Mollusca, Gastropoda, Lymnaeidae. The record is from the annotation of a GenBank genome assembly.